UAGGGAGGGUUGAAAGACUAAAACACGAAAGGCAUGGAAUCUCGGUGGGUGCAGCGAUCGGACUAAGAAAGCAGGAAGGGAGACAUUGUGAGAUGGCCCGACGAAUGACGUUCUGGGCGGAUAGACCUCGUGGGAUCCUGCCACCAAGAAUAUCAGAGGGCAGGGUCGAAAUAAGCCUGCCGGCAAGAAAUACGGUAGGCAAUCCGGUAAUGGACUGGGUGGGGGUAGAGUUGGUGGAAGAUACGGUGUACCUAGUUGUGAAGCUGGAAUGGCGGGCGAGAGGGGAGUUCGGGGGCGUAGACUUGAACCGCCCAGGGCGUGUGCACGCGACAGGAUCCUUACACCUGUCGGAAGAGGGAUGGCGGACCUUUGGGAUUGCUUUGGCUUCCGGGGAUGACCCCGGGGAUGACCCCGUGCGAAUGUUCGAAGGGGCAUGGCAAAUAACCUGGCGGGAGGGGUUUGAGUUUGCAGACCCAGAACGAGACGAUGUAACGGCGGAGGUAAAAGUCGUCGCGGCGGGGGUUUUCGAGCUGCCAAAUGAGGUCGUACGGAUGAAACUAGGCAUAAUGGCAACGGGGGAGGAGACAGAUAACCGUAAGAGUGAAGGAGAACCAGGCUUAGAAGGCAGUGCCGCGCAAAGCGAAGGUUGGCAGAAGGACAGAGAAUCGAUAAAUCCGGAGGGUACCAAAGGGAACCGGAAGGAAAUAUCCACAGGAGAAAGCUCGGGGAAAGCCGGGGGAAGCAGGCAAGGGACCCAGGGGACCAAGGAAGGUAGAAAUAAGGAUAGGACAAGCCCCCGAAACUCGGAAGGAGCCUUGCCUAAGAAAGUAAGGGUCACGGACACAAGGCGCAAACUACCCGAGAUAGACAAGAGGACCGCGGAAUACAAGGCAAGACUGAUUGAGGAAAUGAUGACUGGGAACGAAAAAGGUCCUCUGCAGGAGGAACCCCAGGACGAACGGAAAGCCAGCCAAGGCGAGGCCAGCAGCUCCGAGGGCGGCCUUAAGAAGAUAGUGUCGUCCCUCGCUCGAGCACUAAACAAAAAUCAAGGCUAUCUGGCAGACGCCAAGAAAAAGCUGACUUUCGAUGGAGCAAACAUCACGGAGUUCCUGAUCGACUACGAGAACCUAGCUGCGUUACUAAAGUGGACCGAGGAGGAAAAAAUGGACCACCUAGGACAACAUGUGUCGUUAAGCCUAGGACGGGACAUAAUGGUCAUUGUAGCCGCAAGUCGGUCUUGGAAGGAGACCCGGGAUGUGAUGAUGAGGAAGUACCUAGCGGCGGAGAAAAUGGCAAUGGAGGCCGACCUAGCGGCAGUUCAGAGGAAGAACUUUGCAACGUACAAUGAUUUCCUACGGGAAUUUACUCUAGUAGCACUAAGGAUCCCCGGGGUCACGGACCGGAUAAUGAGCAAAUAUUUCCUCAGGCAGUUCUUCGAGUUCGACAAAGACAAGAUCCUGUCAGCCUACCAACAGACGAGCAAGUUCGUAAACACGCGGGAUGUUGAUUUUAGCACGGUAACAGAUCUGGCUGAGAAAACGGUAGUAACGGAACUGUUGGCAUUGCUCAAGGAAGGAGAGAUCAUUGAUCUGACCGGUAGGACGGGCGACAAGGUAAAGAAGGGGAUUGAAAGUCUACAUGAACGGGUGCACGGGGUCGACAAUAAGAUUGAAAGGAUGGAAGGUGCGCUAAUGGUUAUGCAAGCGCAAGUAUCCCGACCUGCCCUCCCUCCCCAGGAAGCUAUGGUCCCGCCAGCUGUGGCAAACCGGGGAUACGGACGGAGAGAUCCUGCUAACGAGCAAUGCAAGUACUGCACCACGAUAGGACAUUAUGUGCGCGCAUGCCCAAAGCUCAACCAUGAUAUUCUAAAAAGGUGUAGCAGGUCGUUAAAGGGGGAGAUAUUUGGACCACAAGGAGAACGGGUGAACUGGAACUCACCAGGAGGGAUGCGGCCAGCCAUUAUCAUGCUCAACAGGUUAAAAAUAACAGCCGUAGAAGUCGAACCGGUGGGUGAGAUCAUCUGGGAUCAGCUCCGGGGGCGCGGGCCGCAGGCCAACUUUAUUUUGGAAAGCGACGGACGUGAUAGGGUGAACGCAACCACUCGACUGGGAACGGCCGGGAGAAGGAUUAACCGUGACACCAUUAUGGCGGAGGUCGCCGGAAGCUUCGGACCCCAGGCGGAGCCUGAGGCCGAGGAACCAGAAAAAGUCUAUGGGAAGCUUAGGGAAGAGGAGCCUGCGGACAAGGAAGUAACAGGGAGCAUCCGGGGAGCUGGCGGGGAAAUCCCGUUCGCUGGGUACGUCACGAAGUGUGCUGUGAAGGCAGGGGUCAGGGAAUCGAUCUGGUCGUUUCAGUGGAUGACCGUAAUGGAGGAAAUGGACCACGACAUAAUCCUUGGGAGACCGUGGUGCGCGAACGUAGAGAUGAUAGGCAUGCACUUGCACGAUGGCUCGUACAUGGUAGACAUAGAGGACCCUGUGACCGGCCGGGGAGAGCUCCUCCGACUCCUUGGAACGAGAGGAGACCCCCCGAAGGGGAAAUUGGCAACAUGGUUGCCGUCGUUCGAGGAUAGCACGCGGAAAGGGGCUUUCGCACGGAUGGAGGGUAUGAGAGAAAGGGUAGUAAUCAUGAUUGAGGAAGCAUUCAACAAAAAGGAGUGGAUCAAGAUGGGCCUGCCCCAGAAGAAGAGGAGGCCGAAGGACGAAGUCCUAGGUGUUAUGGUAGCGAAGGAGUCAGAGGUCGAACUUGGUGCUAGCCUGUCCAAACGGAAAGAAGUACGCAUAGACGUGCCGGAAAUCGCCCUCGAGAUCCCCGAUCAAUUGCAACUCAUCAAGGCCCUCAAAUACCACAAGGCAGGAGUGGAUUCGGCAGCCUUGGCCAAGUUCGAAAGAGAGGUGCAAAAGGGAUAUUGCCUGAACGGGAAACUAACGUCAAAGGACGAGGCUAUGGAGAAGGAGGAAGAGGUCCUUCGAGUGAUCCGAGAAAGAAGGGCGACGGAGGGACAUCGGAUACCAGAUGAGGUAGCGGACACAAUGAAGAUAGGGAUAAACGAGUUCUUAACGGAAGAAGAAACCCGCCUGAUCAAAAGGACCUGCCAGGAGUUUCACUUGGCAUUUGCCUUUAGUGAUCACCGGAAGGGACGACUGGAUGCGAAGUUGAUCCCUCCGGUCAGAAUCCACACGGUAGAACAUGAGCGCUGGAAUGAUAAGGGGCCAUCCUAUGAAUUUGGGAUAGCAGGAGAAGUAACAGACCUCCUCCGAGCGAAGAUGGACUCCUUCGUUGCGGAGCCUACGACAUCGUCAUGCGCAAAUCGGUGGUUCGUCUUUCGGAAGCCUAACAAGACGCUAAGGUGGAUUCAGGACCUGCAGAAGUUGAAUGCGGUAACCAUCCGGGAUGCUGGCUCGCUACCUCAGGCUGACUUAUUAGCAGAAUCGCACGUCGGUCGGAGCAUUUACUCCUUGAUAGAUCUGUACUCAGGGUACGACCAGCUUCCAUUGGAUGUUCGGGACAGGCCAUACACCGCUAUGCACACCCCCGUAGGCCAGCUACAGAUGCAAGUGACACCUAUGGGAUUCACAAACGCGGUGGCCGAAGCACAACGCAGGAUGCUCAUUGUGGUCGGGGACAUGCUCCCAGAAAAAUGUGAACCUUACAUCGAUGACAAUCCGAUCAAAGGCGCGCAGGAGAAGGACGAGACAGAAGUCCAGCCAGGGAUCCGACGUUUUGUGUGGGACCACCUGCAGGACAUCAAGGAUUUACUCCGACGGUUCCUAGUAUACAACAUUACGGCUAGUGGACCGAAGAGUAUCCUAGCAGUACCGGAGGUAACUAUACUAGGAUUUCGUGGCGGUGCUUACGGCAGGAAGCCGGAUCCGGCAAAAAUCGACAAGAUAUCUCAAUGGCCGACACCGUUGCGCACGACAACGAAGGUAAGGGCAUUCCUAGGCGUAGUCGGCUUUUGGAGGAUCUUCAUUAAGAACUUUGCCAAGAUUGCUGAGCCUAUCCGGACUCUGAUCAGGGAAGAAGGAACCAUGGAUUGGACGGAGGAGCGAGAAGGAGCCGUCCAAAGGCUCAAGUUCAUAUUGACAUCUGAGACGUCGCCCUGUACGCGCCUUGUUUUAAUGACGAAGUGGGACGACCCUUUCAUCCUAGAGACGAAUGGAGGACCCUUGGUCGUAGAAGGUGUGUUCAUUCAAAGGGAUGAGGGAGGAAAAGAGAGGCCGAUUAGGUUCAAAAGUAGAACCCUUAACUCCGCAGAACGGCGGUACUCGCAAUUCAAGGGAGAAGUCCUAGCCAUCCUGCAUUGCCUUAAGACCUUCCAGGCCUACCUAUUUGGGAGGCGGUUCAUCUUAAGGAUCGAUCCGACGAAUGUCGCAGGGGCUCUGAAGAAUUACAGGCCUAUAGAUCCGGCGGUAGGGAGAUGGGUAGGAUUCAUCUGGCAGUUCGAUUACAAGAUCGAACGGAUUGCUGGAAUCCGCAACAAGGCAUAUGGGCUGAGUCGGGUUUGCAUCACUCCCGAAGGGCUGGCGGAUGCAGAGCCCAUAGACGCCUUCCUCGAAUACGAAGGAGGGACUAUCGCGAUGGAUAACGAAAUGAUGAGCGAGGGACGCACGUCGAUAGAACUAUUGAUCCAGACUUUGGAGAAGGGGGCACCUGCCGUAGUAGCAGAACUGACAGAAGGACCAGUCACCACUCGAUAGUAGGACCGAAGGAGGAGCUAAUAGCAAUGGCGGUCGAAGGAGGCCGGGAAGCAGUGAUAAGCUUAGUGGA
Molecule: messenger RNA, 4770 nt
Organism: Chara braunii
Lineage: Eukaryota; Viridiplantae; Streptophyta; Charophyceae; Charales; Characeae
Source: the annotation of a GenBank genome assembly